AUGAUUGAAUUAAAAAGUUUGGUGAUAAAUGAACAUUGCAUUAAUUUUAAGAAAGAGGCCAUCUUUAAAGCGAUAAAAAGUCACAAGAAUUCUUUAACCUUUCUUGGAUUUCAAAUCGUGAAUGAUUAUUCCCUUUUAAUUCAAAUCUUAAUAAAUUGUACAAAGUUGGAAACGUUGGAAAUUACUCAAGAGAGGUCUUCAUUUUUCACCAAUCGAAAUCCUUCCCAACAAUUUUAUCUUAACAAUCAUUCAAUUUCCGUGAAACAUUUUUAUCAUAAAAACAUCGUUGGGAAUGAAAAUUUCUUUAAAACUUUUCUUAAAAUGACUUCACGUAACCUACAGACUUUCUCCUCAAGAUAUAUCACGAGAGAAAUCUUAGAUAUCAUGUGGGAGCAUUGUCCAAAUAUAUCUUAUUUAAACGUUUCAACGUAUUCAUUUUAUAUUUCGAGCUUUUUUCAACUAAUUGAUUCAUUAAAAUUUCUUGAACAUUUUACCUUGGAGAUACAGGAUGGUUAUCCCAAUUUUCACGAAUAUGACUUGCAACAAUUGGCAAGUAAAUUACCACAUUCUUUAAAUUACUUGGGAAUCAAUUUUUUUUUAACCCCAAAUCAAUUAAAUUUCUUUUUAAACGAAUGUAAGGCUCAAAUACAAACCUUAGAAUUAAAUUAUUUUCAUUUACACGAUAUUGAUUAUGUGCAUACCGUUUUAAAAUAUUCUCAAGAAGUAAAAUGUUUAAAAUUAGUUAAAUAUAAAAAAGGCAUUUAUGGGAUGGGUUACUGUAGAUUUAAUCCUGAAUUAUAUUGUAGAAGAAAUAAUAGAAAUGAGAAUCACAUUUGUAAAAAUAAGGGAUUUAAAUAUUUUAAAAAGAAACUUGAUUGUAAUGAUAAAGGAACAAUUAAAAUUGGUGAUUUAUCACUUUGUGAAGUCAAACCAUACAGUUAUAGUUUUUAUGGUUAUCCUGACCUGAUUUAG
Messenger RNA from Funneliformis geosporum, 972 nucleotides. NCBI's taxonomy places the organism in Eukaryota, Fungi, Glomeromycota, Glomeromycetes, Glomerales, Glomeraceae. The record is from the annotation of a GenBank genome assembly.